AUGACUGGCACAUCUAACACAGCUGGUAUCCCUACACCUUUAGCUGAAGGACACUCUAUCAUUAGACCACCUUUGUUUAAUGGUUCUAAUUAUUCUUUCUGGAAAGUUAGGAUGAGAAAAUUUAUUCAAUCUAUUGAUAGGCAAAGAAUUGUUAAAGGUCCUGAAAUUCCAUUAGAAUUGCAUGCUGAUGCUUUAAACAUUCUUCAUUGUGCACUUGAUGUAACUGAGUAUAAUCGUAUUUCAAGUUGUACUUCUGUAAAAGAAGUGUGGGAUAAACUUAAAGUCACAUAUGAAGGGACUAAUCAAGUGAAGGAAUCAAAAGCUAAUAGGCUUGUUCGGGAAUAUGAACUAUUUGAGAUGAAACCUGGAGAAACCAUUUCCGAAAUGAGCAUAAGAUUUACUGAUCUGGUGAAUGUUCUCAAAGCUCUUGAAAAAGAAUUCACUGAAGAAGAGUUAGUCAAUAAAGUCUUAAGGUCACUACCUAAAUCAUGGGAAACAAAAGUGACAGUGAUCUUUGACACCAAAGACUUCUCCAAAUUCACUUAUGAUGAGCUGAUUGGUUCUCUCAUUACUCAUGAAAUGCUUUAUGACAAGAGUAAAAGCAAUGUAGAUGAUGAAAAUAAAAGGAGAGGAAUUCCCUUGAAGUCAAACCAAGAGGAUGAAUUAAGGAAAACUAUAGCUUUUAAGGUUGCCUCAAGUGACAGCUCUAAUAGUUCAAGUGAUGAAUAUGAUCUUGCCAUGAUUACAAAAAGAUUCAAGAAAGCAUUCAAAAAGGGAGGUGAAACAAGCAAGGAUCAAAGUGAGAUUAAAUGCUUUGAAUGCAAUAAACCUGGCCAUAUCAAGCCAAAUUAUCCUAAACUGAAAAAGAAGAAUUCAAAAGACAAGAGCAAGAAAGCUUUGGUUGCUGGCUGGAUGGACAGUGAUGAUUCCUCAAGUGAUAACUCUAGUGACAAGGAGGUUGCACGCAUUUGUCUCAUGGCUCUAGAAGAGGAUAAACCAGAAAGCUCUCAACAAAGAGAAAUCAACACUGAGGUAAAUAAUUAUGACUCUCUUAGUAUUGAAGAUUAUGAAGAUGCAUUUUCCAAAUUUGCUUGCUCAAGACACAUGACUGGAGAUAAAGAAAAAUUCUCAAACCUUACCUUGAAAAGUGGUGGACAUGUGAGAUUUAGUGACAAAGGCCAAGCUUAUAUCAUUAGAAGUGGCUCUAUUGGGAAGAAUCCAAGCAUAAAGGAUGUUGCACUAGUUGAAGGUUUGAAAUUCAAUCUUCUUAGUAUUAGAAGUUUGCUUGAUGAUCGCAGAUUAUUCAUUGCACCUAAAAGUGAAAAUGUAUAUUUGCUUGAUUUGAAUGUUAUUGAAAAUGAAAAUGAAAGAUAUCUUGUAUCUCUUGAAGAAGAUAGUUUGUUGUGGCAUAGAAGACUUGGUCAUGGAUAUUCAAUGCAUAGCAAAGCUUUUAGAGUCUUUAAUAGAAGAACUUUGUUAGUUGAGGAAACCAUUCAUGUUGUAUUUGAUGAAACUAACAAAUUCUUGGAAAGAAAGAUUAUUUGUGAUGAUGAUGAACUAGGUAAAAUUUUUGGAAGAAAAAGGGAUGAGACUCAAAAGCAACAAAGUCAACCUGUUGAUAAGCCCCAAAGUGCAAUUGGAAAUGAUGUUGUCCAUGAUAAUGCUAAUGAGAAAGAUCAAGAAGGCGAUCAAGAAGUAUUGCCAAAUAUUGAAUUGAUGAACCACAUCAUGGUAACCUACCUUAAGAAUGGAGAUAUCACGGAGAUCAUCCAAAGGAGCACAUAA
Molecule: messenger RNA, 1785 nt
Organism: Hevea brasiliensis (rubber tree)
Lineage: Eukaryota; Viridiplantae; Streptophyta; Magnoliopsida; Malpighiales; Euphorbiaceae
Exons: 6
Coding region: 1-1785 (594 amino acids)
Source: RefSeq, a predicted model, not a curated record